Misgurnus anguillicaudatus (oriental weatherfish) is the source of this 3026-nucleotide messenger RNA. Lineage: Eukaryota; Metazoa; Chordata; Actinopteri; Cypriniformes; Cobitidae. The record is from RefSeq and is a predicted model, not a curated record.
AACACAACAACCCACGAGCCAGUGGGUGACAAACACCUUAAGAUAACACCUUGAGUAACAUUAUGGUAAAACAAAAAAUAUCUUUCCUUCUUCGUUCCUUUUCUUCUUCUUCUUUCUUUUUCUUUCUGAAGAAAAGUGGUUUUGCUAAACUAUCUGUUGGGAUCAGCCAAGAUGGAAAUUUGGAGGACACGGACAAAUAAGAUCGUGGGUACUGGCUCAGUCGAUGCAGAAAGAGUUCGGAAAGGGAUGGUGGCUGCUCGAAAUAAAAUUGACUGAGAUUGUGCAAUCUUGAAAGCCCGCCCAGCAAGUGGUAAAGUUGUCUACAGCUUCCUUAAAGUGAAAGUAGGACAGACGUUCUCCAACUCUUCAGUCACAGCAAGCUAAUGUGUGGGAAUCUUGUGGGUGAAAAUGACAGCUUUUGAACUCCAGGGAAACACGCAGACAGUGAGACCUCGUAGAACAAUGGGUCUUUUUAACAAUAUCAAGUUUUUUGUACUGUGUCAUGGGAUGCUCCAGUUGGCUCAGCUCCUGGUGUCUGGCUAUCUGAAAGGCUCCAUUACCACUAUUGAGAAAAGAUAUGGAUUCUCCAGCCAGAAAUCAGGACUUCUGGCUGCUUUCAAUGAGGUUGGAAACACGGUUCUCAUCGUGUUUGUGAGUUUCUUCGGGAGCAGGGUUCAUCGGCCGAGAUGUAUUGGAAUUGGAGCAAUAAUCGCAAGUGUGGGGGUGUUUCUCAUAGCGAUGCCUCACUUCCUUAGUGGAAAGUAUGAAUAUACAGACUCCAAAAGCUACACCAAAUACAACAGCUCUGGCCUUUGCCAAUCAGACAGCAUUGCCACAAAUGAAGCAUCCAAUCAGACGUGCGACCGAGAAAAAAGAGACGCCCACCUAGGAGUGUAUCCGGUCCUUCUGAUGGGCCAGUUACUGUUGGGUAUCGGCGGAGUCCCCAUACAACCAUUUGGGAUUUCCUACAUAGAUGAUUAUUCAAAAAGGAGGAAUUCUCCCUUUUACUUAGGUAUACUGUUUGCAGUGACUGUAAUAGGGCCAGCAUUCGGCUACAUGAUGGCCUCUGUCCUGCUUCGUUUCUUUGUUGACAUUGACAAGAUGUCUUUGGCUGAAAUAACUCUAAGAAACGAUGAUCCCAGAUGGGUGGGAGCCUGGUGGCUGGGAUUCCUUGUGGCCGGGACGAUACUUUUGUUAACAUCUUUGCCAUACAUGUUUUUCCCUAGGAAGAUGAUCAAGGAGGAAAUCUCAGAAGCUCCAGCAGAACCAUCUUCAGAGAAAAUGACGGAGGAGAAGAAACCCCCAACUGACCCAACAGAAGACAUGUCUCUCACUGAUUUCCUAAAAAGCUUUCCCAAAAUCAUAAUGAGAACUUUGCGAAAUCCAAUUUAUCUGUUGAUAGUGCUGGCUCAGGUAAAUCUUGCUGCCAUGGUAGCAGGACUGGCCACCUUUAUGGCCAAAUUCAUAGAGAAGCAAUUCACACAGACAGCCUCCUUCUCCACCAUGAUGAUAGGUGGUUUGAAUAUUCCCUCAGCCAUGUUGGGCAUAAUGGCUGGAGGAGUUAUCUUCCGUAGAGUGAGUCUGUCCGUCAAAUCUUCUGCCGUGAUGUGCACAGCAGCGGUUUUUCUUAGCAUUGUAUCUGCACUUCCACUCCUAUUCCUCGGCUGCCCCACACAGAACAUUUUUGGCGUCAACAAUUUUAGCAAUGACCUCCAGCAGUGCAACUCAUGUUCCUGCUCUGAUGAAGCUUUCAACCCUGUGUGUGGCUCAAAUGGAAUUGAGUUUCGUUCCCCCUGCCAUGCAGGCUGCACGACAGAAGUACUCGAAAUUAAUAAAUCAAAGGUUUUGAACUACACAGGCUGUGGAUGUGUGGCAUCAGGAUCACUGGACUUUGCCACACCAGGAACAUGUGGAAGCGGCUGCGCUACCCGUCUCAUUCCUUUCAUGAUCUUCUCAUCCAUCACAUGCUUUGUGGCUUCUCUAGCUCACACUCCAUCAUUUAUGAUGAUCCUGAGGACUGUGACUCCACAGGACAAGUCCUUUGCUUUGGGAAUUCAGUUCAUGCUGUUUAGAGUGCUUGCCUUCCUCCCAGCACCUGUGCUGUAUGGACGUGCUAUCGAUAGCACCUGCAUUUUGUGGGGAAAGAAAUGUGGCCAUACAACAUCAUGUAGCUAUUACAAUUUAGACCGUUUCAGAAACAGAUUCCUGGGACUCCAGAUUUUCUUUUUAUUCGGUGGCUUCAUCUGUUUCCUUCUCUCUUUUCUGGUGCUUCGAAGGAUAAAUACACAGCCAACCGAUCAAAUAAAUGACGAGAGCAAAAAUGAAAAGUCCUUAGAUAUGAAAGAUGUCAAGCAGCCAUUGAGCACUUCAGAUGGAGAAUGCAAAACGCAAAAAUGUGUUUAAACGGCAGUAAACAGAAGGAAGGAAAACUCCAUUUAAGGACUGAAAGGAGUGAAGCAAUAACUGACAUUGAGAUCUGGAGACCUCUCAUGUUUCCUUGGUAAUCUGGCUGUACCUUAUGCAGCUCUUCAUGCUAAAACAGGCCAAGUAAAUGACACAGGAUGAAUCCCAGCCUAUUCAUUUCUGUUUACAAAUGUUUUCAAUGAAAAAGGUUUAACAAUGAAACAUACUAAUGCAGGGAACCAAAUUCUUCUGCCAAAAAACAUGUUAAUGUGUUUGUUAAACACGUCUUUACACACUGUUUAUCAGUGAGAACAAGGUAUUGGGACUGUGACACUAAAUAUGCUUUUAUACGCUUACAAUGUGAAAAUUAUGUUGUUUGAACUCACUGUUAAGUUUAGACAUGGAGCCAUGUACAUAGAGAGGUGAAUAACUAUGAAUUAUCGUUUCAGAGCCCUUUUUUAUUUCACUGCAAAAAAGACUUUCUUACUUAGUAUUUUUGUCUUGUUUUCAGUAAAAAUAUCUAAAAAUUCUUCAAUUAUUUUCUUGAUGGGCAAAAUGACAUUGUUUUUAGACAAAAAAUAUAAAAUUUAAAUGAAUUUGUGCAUAAAACAACCAAAAUAAAA